AUGUCACGUUCGCUGCGCCACAUCGCCGUGCAGUUGGACUACUACAUGUCUGCCCAGUUUGCUGGCAUCGCCUUAGCAUGUCGCCGCGGCAUCUACGAGAAAGCUGGGCUGAAGGUGAACUUGCUUCCCAGCUGCCCCCCAGGAGAUGAAGCUGCUGUAGUCUGCGGAGGGUUCUCAAAAGAUGCCUCGCAACUGCAUGUCGGCAGUAUGGAGCAGAACACCCUUUUGCCAGCUGCCCUUGGCACAGCAGGUGGCCAUGACGUAAAGGCAGUUGCAGCGAUGUUUGGGCGGUCCCCAUUGUGUUUGGCCGCCCUGCCCUCUGUCGGCCUGAAGAGCAAGCUUCACGGGAACCCUCAUGGCAAUGGCCUGCGAAUCGCAGCGCAUUCGGACACCGUCGACCUCUUGAAGCGAAUCCUUCCAGGAGCAGACGUCCUCGACGUUCCACGUGAUCAAAAGCUCACGGAGCUGAAGCAAGGGGGUGUGGAUGCAGUCCAGGCGUACGAUGUCAUGGAAACGCUACGACUCGAGCAG
Molecule: messenger RNA, 531 nt
Organism: Symbiodinium pilosum
Lineage: Eukaryota; Dinophyceae; Suessiales; Symbiodiniaceae
Source: the annotation of a GenBank genome assembly